CCCAAGUUCAAAAUACAUCCGUUAAAACUAAUCAAAACCCUUCUUUAGAAGAAAAUAACUCUAUAGAUUCAACUAAUAGGAAUCAGACACAAGAGGUCAAUUUGUCCUACUACUCACCUAACGAUGAUUUUAGUGACUCUGAAGAGUCUAAAGCGUUAAUGGUUAAACAUCACAUUCGUAUUGUAUCUGACCGAUUCUGUUUCAUUUCUCUCAAGAGAAUGUACGAAGAAAUCCAUGAAUUUCCCGACCUCAAAUACAUGUUCGACCUCAAAACAAAAGGGCUCACUACUCCUAAAAAGGAAUGGAAUUAUCGCGAAGAUGAAGAUCCUUCCUGCUAUAAUCUCAACUGGGAUGAGUAUAGAGAUUGA
Messenger RNA from Funneliformis geosporum, 368 nucleotides. The record is from the annotation of a GenBank genome assembly. NCBI's taxonomy places the organism in Eukaryota, Fungi, Glomeromycota, Glomeromycetes, Glomerales, Glomeraceae.